Messenger RNA from Dioszegia hungarica, 1995 nucleotides. RefSeq names its product spindle assembly checkpoint component Mad1. NCBI's taxonomy places the organism in Eukaryota, Fungi, Basidiomycota, Tremellomycetes, Tremellales, Bulleribasidiaceae. The transcript is spliced from 8 exons. The coding region runs from base 1 to 1995 and encodes 664 amino acids. The record is from RefSeq and is a predicted model, not a curated record. Gene Ontology annotation, biological process: mitotic spindle assembly checkpoint signaling; attachment of mitotic spindle microtubules to kinetochore. Gene Ontology annotation, cellular component: nuclear envelope; mitotic spindle; kinetochore.
AUGAACGUAUUCUCGAACGACACAGGCCGAUCAGGAGCGCUCGGAAAGCGGGGUGCGACUGAAGCGGGUCUUGAUGAGGACCCUGCAAAGAUGAAGCGUGACCUUGCUAGGGCUCAAGCAAAGAUUGCUACAUUGGAGCGGGAUCUCUCAACGUCAAACAAGCGGAAUAGGGAGAUGGAGGCGGAAAUGACGGAGCAGCGGGGGAAGGGAGAGGUCGUUCGCGCACAGAGGGACCUAAUCCUCAAGGGAGAGGCGAAUGAGAGAGGAAGAGGAGAGGAGAGAGAAGCCAAGUUUGCAGAGGACACAAAACGCCUGAACGGCCGGCUAUCAGAGUAUCGCACAAAAUACGAGAAGGCCUCAUCCAGUUUGGAAGCGCUCAAAUCUGAGCAUGACCAGACUAUCGGUCGCCUUGCGGCACUCAAGCAGGAACACGUCUCAACGGCCAAGCGGCUCGAGGGGGAGCUGGGGGACGCAAAGAGACAGGUGGACUCGCUCAAGUUAUGGCAGCGGAGGGCCCAGGCUCUGACUAUCGAUCUGGAGGAGCAGAAGAGGAUCGUCGCAACGCUCAGAGGCGGGCGGGAUGGUGAAGGCGGCGAGAAGGAAGGGGACGAGGUGUUGCGGAAGGAGUUCAGGCGUGAGCUCCCCUUCUCGGUUACCGAGGUCACAGAGUUGAGGCAGUACAAGAAGCAGGCGGAAGCGGCCGAGCGGGUGCAGAAGGAGAUUGAGCGGGAUUUGAGGGAACAGAUUUGGACGUUGCAGGAACAGCUGGAGCGUUCUCGGAGGGACAUGGACUCUCUUACCCAGACCUUCCCAUCAUCGCCCGAUGCCGCUCUCCCCGACGCCAAGACCCUCCAAUCACGCCUUUCGUCCCUUUCCGCCCUGCACACACAGGCAACAUCCGACCUCGCCCAGAAAGAUAGCGAGAUACGAACUCUGGACGUCCGCCUCGUGCGGCAAAGCGACGACAGCCGUGCUGUCAUUCAGGAUUUGACCAAGAAGUUGCUGGAAGCGGAGCGGGAAUGUCGAUGGGCGAAAGAGGGGCGCGCAGCGGCCGAGAAGGGAGAGGAGUUUGCGCGCAAGCAGGUAGAGGCCUUGGAGUCUAGCUCGUCAGGGCCUGACGGAGUGUCAUUGGGGGACCAUACUCGGCGCGUGAAUUACCUGGAGAAGCAGGUUAAGCUAUAUAAGGCUGAACUGGAGGCUGUAGCCCGGGACUCGAGGGAGCUGGAGGAUCGUCUGACUCAGGGAGCUGGCCUUGUCAAGCAGACCAUGCUGGAUGAGGCGCAGACCAAGGCCGACACGCUUCAAGCAGACAUCACCGCCCUCCAGUCAACGAUCGCCGAGCUCACCACCGCGAACACCACACUGGACGCCGAAGUGACUGACCUGAUGCGCCGGGUUGCAUCAGGCGAGUACAAUCCCGCCACAGAGCGCUGUAUCGAAUUCGCCAACAAUCCCGCUGCAAAGGAAAAGACCAUCCGGCGGGCUGAGCUGGAUCAGCUUCGAAGCGAGAACGAGGCGUUGAUAGAAGAGAUCCAGGCGUUGGAGGAGGCCAAGGGGCUAAAGGAGGAUGAGGGGUAUGUCCCGCGGGCGAGCUGGGAGAGAUUGCAGCGGGAAAACAGGGAGAUGGAGAUGGGGCAUACGAAGCGGCUUCAGCGCUUGAAAGAGAUCUUCAGUAUGAAGUCCAAGGAGUUCCUUGAAGCCGUCUACUCCCUCCUCGGCUGGCGAAUCAAAUUCGACGAGUCCGGCGCCGAUAUCCGCCUCACUUCCAUGUACGCUCCCAAAGGCAAAAUGGGCUUGACGCUCAAAUUCGCCAGUCAGGAAGGGCACUUUGGGACUAUGCAAAUGACGGGCGCGAUGGCGAGGGGACUGGAGGAGGCGCGGACGUUCUGGAUCGUAGAGAGGCAGAGUGUACCGGGCUUCUUGGCCCAGGUGACGACCGAGUGCUUCGAGAAGACGACGAUCGGGCGGGCGGCGGGGUACGUUGGGUUAGAAUGA